GGGGACCAAAAUUCUUGCUAGGGCAAAUGGGCAACCUUCUCUUUGCAUUUUAGCGGCGUGAAAUUCACUGAGGAUUAACCCAAUGGCGUGGGCAGGUGCAGCUCUUUCAAUUCUCAUAGAUUACAGAGUUGACAAAAACAGAGCCUCCCUGCCCGAAGCGGUUGCUAUGACCCAAAACCUUGUUAUCUGCGAUUAAGCACCCUUCUUCCCCAUUUGGACCACCACCAUCUCCACUCCCUUCAAAGCCUUCUCUCUCUCUCUCUCUCUCUCUCUCUCGCUCUCUCUCAUGGAAAGACCACCAACAGAGCACUAGUUUUUCCAAAAAAAUGGCAGUUAUACUCGGUGUAGUUCAGUGUAGCCUUUUCGGCUAUGGCCCAUAUGUGACACCCCCAAAGGUUAUAAACCAACCAAAACCAAUACAUGACACCUUCUGCAUAUCUUUGUCUUGAAGAGCUCUGCUCUGUUUUUCUCUGUUGUUAUCAGGUUUUUUGUUCCUUUUCCCUGGUUCUCCUUCCCCCCACGUCUUGAUUUCUUCAUCUGGGUCCUCUAAUCCCUGUCCCACUGCACUUAUUUUGGCGAAAAUUAACCUUGCAAAUCCAUGCGGCUCUGCCCGCCCACCAUGUGCAAGCUCCAUUUGGUGCUCAUCAUCUGGGUCUUCUCAUCCGCCUUAUCUGGCUCUGCAUGCUGCCCUUACCACUUCGUUCGACAAGCCAAUCGACGGUUUGAGCAGAAAACCGAUCGGUUCUGGAAGUUCGAACAGCAAUCCAACAGUUGGGUCGAAGUAAAACUCCCUUUUGAUCUGGUUUCUUGCGUUGACGGAAACUGUACCAAAGUUGGCUCUAUCAGUAGAGGAGGACAAUCGGAAGAAGGUGGUAAUGUUCAUGGACAGAAGGAGAGUUUGGAGGAGAGUUCCGAUGAUGCAGUUCUGCCUCUGAGAAAGAGGAUUUCUCUGAUUAGAAUUUCUGAUACGGCAAUUUGGGUGACUGGGCCAAGUGGGUCUAUCUACCAGAGGUUCUGGAAUGGAGUGCAGUGGGUGAUUUCUCCCCAUGAUUUGCCAGCUGCUGCGGGUUACGCCGUCUCUGUUUUUCUUGUCAAUCAGACAAUUCUUGUUCUAUCCGAAACAGGGGAUCUCUACCAGCUGCGGCUAAGCGAAAGUGCAGAACCAAUUUGGGUUCAUUUCACACCAACAGCAAACGGGAGCUCAAGUCAAGAGACAGAACAAAAUCCUGCUAUCAGAAUAAAGUCAGGGGUCGUUUCUGAUGAUGGGGUGAGAGUUUAUUUCUGCACAAGGAGCGGGUCACUGCUAGAACUUACUGAGAUUGAGCCUCCAGGGUGGGUGAAUCAUGGACGGCCUGCGGGAGCAAAUGUUGCAGCAAUUGCUGAUGUUGAUACGAUUAGACCAGAAGUUGUAUUUACUGUUAGUUCAACGGGGGAUCUUUAUGAAUAUGACAGGAGCUCAAAGCCAUCAUGGAAAAAGCAUAUAUGGAGUAAAGGAUCAAUAGAAGCUGCUGCUCUGCUACCAUCCAGAGGAUGCAGUUUACUGGAUGGAGCCCAUUCCAUGUCUUUGUUUCUUUUAACAAAGGGUGGUAACUUGGUUGAGAGAAGACUGCACCAAAGGAAAUGGAAAUGGAUAAUCCAUGGAAGUCCAAAAGAUCAUCACCUGACAUCCAUCACACCAGUUUCACAAGAUAUUAAUGAAAAUUCAUAUUCGUUAUUUUUCUCAACAGCUACUGGAUCCAUUUUUGAAUAUCAAAUCCCAAAAUCUUCAGGCAGUGCUCAAGAGAACCAAAUUCAAGAGAGAUGGGUGAAUCAUAUGCAUCCGCUGAAUGCAAAAGCUGUAAGAGGUGUUGAAGGGCUGCAGCUUCAAGUUGGCAGAAUAUUGUUCCCACUGGAUGAUGGUAGGCUUGCAGAACUGCAUCUAUCUGGCCUUGGGGGUGAGAAUUCAGGCCCAACUCAUCAGGUUAAUAUUAGAAGAAAGGCAUCACUUAAGUACACAUGGUCAAUUUUAGAUGCUCCAGAAACUGAAGGGUGGAAUGCAGAGUAUUGCACAGAAGAACGUGGACCUGCAAAUUGCAUCUCAGGCAUCAAAGAUGAAGCAAAUGAGGUAAGUGCAAGAUCAAUACCUGGACGGCGAAAGAGGGGCCAAGCACAACAGAGUUACUUACCUCCUGGUGUGUCAGGUAGCAGCCCAUCUAAACAACUCGAAACAUAUAAGUUCCCAGAAAACUGGAUCAAGUCUAACUUUCGUCUGAGAUUGUUGUAUGGAGGCAGAUCAUUUUUCUUUGUAACAAGUAGUGGCUUGACUUUUGAGUGUCUUUAUGCUGAAAAUGCAUGGUUAUGGCUGAGGCAUGAGCACUCAACAGCCAUGGAAGGUGCAUUAGGAAACUACAAUGGAAGUCUAUUUUUGGUUGACAAGCAUGGGAGUUUGCUUAUCAGAGGAAGAAGAAGCAAUGAGCUAGCAUGGAUAAAUUGCACAGCUAUGAGGAAAGGUAGGCAGGUCAUCAGUGGCCCGCCAUGGGAUGCAAUUCCAGGUGAAAUUCAGAAAUUAAGGAGAGGAGACUCGCUCUUCUUUGUGAGCAAAAGUGGAAGAUUACUGCAGUUCACUGUUGCUAUGAGGAAUUUCACAUGGAAAGAUUGCCGAAACCCUCCCAAUACUAAAAUUGCAUGUAUAGUGGAUCAGGAAGUGUUUCGAGAAAACAUAGUAUUUGUAGUAGGAAGGAAUGGCCGGCUAUACCAGUAUAACAAAAUUACUGAGUUAUGGCAUGAGCACCAUCAAUCUCAGCAUCUUGUUCUUUCCAGAUUGCCUGGAACUGCCGUGAGGCCAUCAUCACUAUUGUUAUCAGGUUCUGUUUUCAUGCUUUCGGAAGAUGGUGGUCUAGUAGAGUAUCACUGGAAUCCACUGGAUGGUUGGAAUUGGGUAGAACACGGAACACCAGAUAAAAGUGUGACUUUGGUUACUGCACCUGGACCAUGCUUUGAAGGUAACCACUUGUUUUUGAUUGGUUCAGAUGGUAAAGUGUACCUUAGAUAUAUGGAUCAAACAACAUGGAAAUGGAAGAACCAUGGUUUUCCAUGUGUAGAAAACUUGGUUGUUGAAGAUGAAAGACGGAUGAAAUACGGGAAUGAAGAAAUUUGCAUUGAUGGAGAUUUUGCAGCCAGAUUGGAGAAAGUGGAAGAAAACAUAAAAGACCUUGAUGGUAAAUGUGACCAAAAGGUGGCAUCUGUACGGCCAAUUCCAUUUUCUAAUAAUUCGGUGCUGUUCGAGCUAAGAGAUGGCAGAUUGGCAGAAAUGCAGAGAAUGGAAGACUCACAAUGGACAUGGAGGCAAAUCAUUGGCACUCCAAUAAGCUCAUGCACACAAAAUUAUUGGAUGGCUUUAGCAUCCUGAAACCAAUUAUACUCUCUUUCAGAUACAUCUGAAGCACAAACACAAGGCUCAUAGUCAUACACAUGAACUCACCAACUUCCUUACCUGUAAAUUAUUAUACAGUACAUGACUAAUAACCCAUACUGAAGAAGAUUUGUAAAUAGCAACCCCCACCCCAUCUUCCCUCAUUUUCUUUCCAUGAUCCGUAAGGGGGGUACGAGGAAGAACAUUUAUGUGAACGAGAAGUUUCCUCAACAUUUAUGUAAUACAGGUAUUUAAUGUACAUGUUACAUAUGCUCUGAGCAGGACUGCAAAUUCCAAUCCACGUGUAUAUAUCCCAA
Molecule: messenger RNA, 3708 nt
Organism: Malania oleifera
Lineage: Eukaryota; Viridiplantae; Streptophyta; Magnoliopsida; Santalales; Ximeniaceae
Exons: 10
Coding region: 599-3388 (929 amino acids)
Source: RefSeq, a predicted model, not a curated record